Molecule: messenger RNA, 1709 nt
Organism: Jatropha curcas
Lineage: Eukaryota; Viridiplantae; Streptophyta; Magnoliopsida; Malpighiales; Euphorbiaceae
Source: RefSeq, a predicted model, not a curated record
ACUUAUUUUCUUAAUCAAGUCUUUUUGUCAAUUCCGUGAACGUAGGUUCCACUUGUCGGUCCUACAAAAUGGAGAAUUAUACAAGGUGUUAGUGCACAUCUACAUUUAUCAAUUUCAAAUUCUUUCAACAGGGUAAAUUAUACUUUCCUAGAUAAUUGAGAGAGAAAAAUAAAAGUGCAAAAAGAAUGGAAGAACUCAAGCCUCAGGUACCAUUCAUAGUAGCAAUAAAAGAUCAUCCAGGAUCUAUAGGCAGCAGGAAAAUAUCACAUGAAUUAGCAGAGUUCGUACGAUGUCCUCUUAUUAAUGAAAAUGAUAUCACCCAAACCCUUGAAAAAAUAUCCAUUCCAACCCCCUCAAGUUCAACCAUAACUCAAACUUCUAAUGAGCUUUCAGACAAUUUACCUUUUGAGAUUGUUUCUCAAAUUGCCUUAACCCAACUCAACUUGAAGUUCAAUGUUAUCAUCAACAUAUUGCUAUUCAAUGAUACCCGUCUCAAUAAAUUGAUUGAAUUGGAGCAUUCUGGGAAGGCGCGCUUGAUCAUUAUUCAAGGCGAAAGCAAUAAUCAUCAAGAUUAUUAUGACAGUGGUCAUAUCUUGAAGGUAAGCAUCGACGAAGAGUCAUUUAAUGUGAAUGAAGUUGUCACCAAAAUGUAUAAUUUACUAGAUGGUAUGAGAGAAAAUGCAAAGAGUCACAACAAACUUAUCAGACAACCUAUAAAUGACCAUUUGCAUGAAUUAGUUUUAUCCAAAGAGCCAAGAACAAACAAAAUCCUAUGCAGAAGUUGCUCAAAACUUAUUUCUGGUCUCUCUUAUGAAUGUGCAGAGUGCAAUGAGUUCACCUUUCAUAAAUUAUGUGCAGAGUCGUCCCCAGAUGUAAAGAAUUGUCCUCGUUGGUUAAGGAAAAUGAAGCCAAAGCAAUAUGACUUCCAAAAGACAUAUAAAUGUAAUAACUGUGCAGAAUUUUCAGAAGAUUGUUAUGAUUGUCUCUUCCAAACCAACGUCAAACAUGGAUUUUUGCCGACUAUUCUUCAUCAGCAAAGACAUCAACACUUUCUUAAUUUCAUUAUCAUGCCCUUCCAGUAUAAUUAUCAAUAUAAAUGCUGUAUUUGUGAUAAACUGGGCAGCUCAGUUAGCUACUCAUUAUCAUGCCCUUCCAGUAUAAUUAUCAAUAUAAAUGCUGUAUUUGUGAUAAACUGGGCAGCUCAGUUAGCUACAAAUGUUAUGAUUGCAACUAUGAUGUUCAUGUCAAGUGCAUAUUACCAAGCACUACUUGGAUGCGUGGGAAUGAUUAUUCCCUUGUCUCUGCGUCGUCGUAUCAUCAAGAUGAGUUGGAAAAAAAGCAAGGGAGCCAUUGUUGCUAUUAGCCAAGAACUAGUAGCAAGUUAUUUGGGUUCUGAGAGUAUGCCUCGUCAACCUUAUAUUGCUUAUAAAGGAAACGUUCCUCAGCCUAUUUUAAGUGAAGAGCUUAUAAAGGAAAUUAUCAACAGAUGUGACAUCAAUCAUGAUAAUAUUAUCAGCGAGGAAGAGCUAAUCAAAGCUUUUGAUGAACUUGGUUCGAGGUUCCCUUGGUUUAGAGCCCAGAAGGCCAUGGCUUGUGCUGAUUCCAAUAAAAAUGGACAAAUCGACUCCGAUGAGUUGGAUCAAGUCGUCAAAUACGCUAGCAAGCAAGGAUACCAAUUCAAGAAGUCACAAAAAGCUUAUUUGAAUUGA